AUGGGGGUCCAGGGUUUGUUAUCCUUUGUCGAGGGCAACAGCCAAGUCUACCGGGAUAUUCGCUUCAGCAACAACAAGCUGAUUAUCGACGGCAGCAACCUGUACCACAUGCUCUACUUUGGAGCAGGUCUGGACCAGCGGCACGGCGGAGAGUAUGAUGCGUUUCAGGACGUGAUUGGGAAGUUUAUCAAAGCCCUCAGAGACUGUGGGAUUGAACCGUACGUGGUGCUGGACGGGGGUACAGACACCAGCGACAACAAAUAUGAGACCUUGCGGAAACGCGCAGAGGACAGGAUCCUAAAGGCGAACAAGGCAGCAUUCGGGGAGGAGGCGAAUGUUUUGCCGUCGCUGGCUAAACAGGUGGUGAGGCAGACGCUGGCUGAUCUGAAAGUGCCUUUUGCGCAGUGCUACUGGGAAGCCGACCGCGAAAUCGCCUCCCUGGCCAGUGAGUGGCGUUGCCCUGUGCUAUCCAACGACAGUGACUUCUACGUGUUUGACCUCCCGGCGGGCUUUCUGCCCAUCUCCCAUUUCAAAUGGGAGGCUGUGGCGCGGAACGGGAACCAAAGUUUUAUCCCGUGCAAGCGCUACUCCGCAUCCAGCUUCUGCGCCCUUUUCAACAUCAAACGCCAGCUGCUGCCCGCCUUCGCCGCGCUCGUCGGAAACGACUAUGUCAAGCUGCGAGAAAUGAACAUAUAUCUUUCUUUUGCCUCAUACGCCCUGACAGCCAGAGACAGGUUCGCCAACCUAGAGGGUCUGCUGCGCUGGCUGAGGGACUUCCAGCAGCCGGAAGAUGCGCUGGUGGCGGCGCUGGGGCUGAUGGGAGACAUGAGCAGACAGAAACGGGCCGAAGUGCUGAAUGGUUUGUCUACGGGCAUGGAGGAAUACCGGCUUACUGCCAGCCACCUGCGGCAGUUCUUCAGCGACGGGACAGCGCCACCUCUGCUCCCGGACACCCUGGGCGUGGUUCCUGACUGGGCACGCCUCCCUCUGACCCAGGGCCGGCUGAGCAGUGACGUCACUGACGUCCUCAUGCUCCAUAGGAUGAAACUGGCUACAGCGGUGGACGACUGCUCCCUGCCGAGCGCCAACCUGACCUCUCGGCCCAUCCGUCAGGUGAUGUUCGGGCUCCUGAUGGGAGGGAGGAGAAAGGUGGAGGAAUUCGACCGGGAAGGCCUGCGGCUGACAAGCUCUUCUGUUCAACCUGUUGUCCGAGGUGUGGCUCAACAGUUGAAGCUUCACUCGCUAAAUGAGGCAGAGCCCUCUUUGCGCCUUCGAGUGCUGUUGGAGACGCUCGGCGUUAGCCCCACUACUCUGAGAAAAUUCCCGCCUCAUCUGCGCCUACCACUGGCAGUCACGUGCUACUGGUUGCAGCACGUCGCGCCGCCUUCAGAGCUCCUCCACGCGCUGCUGCUGGGGCUAUUGCAAGGGGAUCACAGGAGGGAGGAGGCAGCGGCCGGAGUUUGUCUACUUAGGACCUUAACGUGCCCACACUGGAUGGAUCUGGGUGUUGCUCACGCCUACAAUCAGUGGCAGGCCUGCCUGAAGGAUGCCAUUCACCUGAACCAGCUGCUGGGUCUGCCUCUCAAGGAGCCUCAAAUUGCCUGGUUGUUCAGUGGCACAGUACUGCACCACCUGGUGAUGAGAAUGAGAAAGGGAGUCAGCCCUGAGCAACUGUUCUUGGGCUCACCCUCCAGUAGGCGGCUCUUCAACAGCCUGUUGGAUACUACUCUCCAGUAUCACCCUGAGGGCCUGUCAGUGCCGCAGCAGACCCCAGCGUUGGAUGACCUGUUUGAUUUGUUCAAGAACCUGCAGCUCCUUGAGGAGGAGGCGGAGGAAGAGAGGGCUGUAGGGAAGAGUGUGGUGGACUACAGCUGUGACAAGGUGCUGGUGAAAACCCGCUACAGAACCAAGGAGCGGAGUCACAAGGCCCAAAAUCCAGAACUCUUUCACAAGAAGGAGCGCAAAGGCUGGGACUGACUGGACUCUCUGCGGGGUGGAGCAGUGAACCCAGCAGAUGCAGCCAGAAACAGAGACAACCAGAAACCACAGAAAAUCAGAAAUCACAGCUUAGCCGCAAACUUGUAGUGACAAAAUGGGCUCAGUCGAAUCGGGAGCGGUACACUAUAUCGGAAUUCACUCAUUUUCUAUUUUGAACAAAUGUGAAAAUACCGGCUGUUGACAUAUAUGAAAUAUGUGUGCUCUCAAUUGUAGAAGUAAAUCUAUAUUUUUGUAUUAACACAUAGGCAAACUUUAAUGAGUACAUGCGGGUACUGUAUGAUGGACAAUGAUAGCAGCCAAUGAAAUGCGCUGAAAUUGACAUGUGGUCUGUGCGUAUAUAACAGUGUGCAUCUGUCAAUAAAGUUUCUCUUUCUACGUUGAUUCCACAAAGA
Messenger RNA from Lampris incognitus (smalleye Pacific opah), 2390 nucleotides. Its product is annotated as protein asteroid homolog 1-like. Gene Ontology annotation, molecular function: nuclease activity. The transcript has 4 exons. The record is from RefSeq and is a predicted model, not a curated record. Bases 1 to 1977 code for a protein of 658 amino acids. Lineage: Eukaryota; Metazoa; Chordata; Actinopteri; Lampriformes; Lampridae.